GACUAAUUAUGGUGUUUAGAUUUUUUUCCCUCUGAUUUUCAACUAAAGUAGAGGAGAGCAGGAAAAGCAAAUUGGGAAGCGACGAAUCAGCCGGAGCAAAUACCGUCGAUAUCGAAGAAAGUUUCUUCUUUUUUAGUUCUGGACAAAGAGGUUGGGAUUGGGAAUGGCUGGUAACGCAGAUACUAGUAAUUCAUCAUCAAGACAAUGCCUUGGGGUGUGGAAUCAUGAGAUGGAAUCUAGUCAAUUGCGUGUAGAUAGUUUACAAGAUGAACUUAUAGAUGUGGAGACUUCCCUAGAGGAUUCAGAGGCAUUAGAUGUUCUGUUAGGUAGGGUCAAAUCAGCUGCAGCAAGCUUGCGCUGUUUAAGAUCAAAAGCUAGAAUCUUGGCCGUUCCUGGUCUAACCCAUCUGUCACUUGGUGCUGAACAGCUAGAACUGGACUAUGAUAGUUCAGCUUCUCAAGUGGCUAGUCCAGGUGGAGAUACAUUGGCUGGAACUGAAAAGAAGCAGGAUUCCUUGUUUAUAGAGGAUGGAGCCUUUACUUGGAAGACGUUUCAGUCCAUAGAGAUGGUUAUUGAUGUGCUCGAGUCUCUUUUGAGGAGGGUCAUAUCAGCUAAUACUGAAACGUCUUUUCAAAAGGAGAGGGUAAUUAUAUGUGAGGAAGAUAUUAGAAGGAAGACGGAACAAAUCGAGAUUCUCUAUUUGAGGUUAGAAGAGAUCAAACAAAUUGUACAUGGGAAUAAAACUGUUCUAGACGAAACAGCAGAGUUAAUUAAGAAACUAGUUGAAGAUAGUCGGAGAGAUAGAGAAAUGGCUAUGGAGAAUGAAGAGGAGCUCCGUCGUGUGAAGGCAGAGUGUGAGUCACUUAGAAAUUACGUCAAUACUUCCACCAGUGUUAUAGAAACACUUGUUUCAUCCGAGCGGCAAUUCCAUACCAUUGAAGCCCGGUUGGUUGCUAAGUCGACACAACUGGAAGGUGAGAAAGCACAGAAAGAAGUUGAAGUGCAAAAGCUAAUGGAGGAGAAUAUGAAGCUGAGCGCUCGUCUUGACAAGAAAGAAGCUCAGCUUCUGGCCUUAAACGAACAGUGCAAAGUCAUGGCUUUGAAUGCUUCAAACACCUGACAAAAGAGAAGAUCAUUGACAUGUAAUCCUUUGAUAUAAUAGGUGUACUUAUUUUGCUAUCAGCUUCUUUUCUUUUUUAGAAUUGACAUUUAUCUGUAGAACAUGGCUUUGAAGAAAGCAAGCAUAGUUGAUCUGUUUUUGCCUUGUCUCUUUUCAAUGACACCUAAAAGUCAUAGCUAACUUUUUGCUUC
Messenger RNA from Capsella rubella, 1311 nucleotides. RefSeq lists its product as uncharacterized. The transcript is spliced from 3 exons. Bases 164 to 1120 code for a protein of 318 amino acids. The record is from RefSeq and is a predicted model, not a curated record. Lineage: Eukaryota; Viridiplantae; Streptophyta; Magnoliopsida; Brassicales; Brassicaceae.